This is a messenger RNA of Hydractinia symbiolongicarpus, 1300 nucleotides long. RefSeq names its product cyclin-J-like. The record is from RefSeq and is a predicted model, not a curated record. Gene Ontology annotation, molecular function: cyclin-dependent protein serine/threonine kinase regulator activity. Lineage: Eukaryota; Metazoa; Cnidaria; Hydrozoa; Anthoathecata; Hydractiniidae. Gene Ontology annotation, cellular component: cyclin-dependent protein kinase holoenzyme complex; nucleus; cytoplasm. Gene Ontology annotation, biological process: regulation of cyclin-dependent protein serine/threonine kinase activity; mitotic cell cycle phase transition.
CUCUGGAAUUAUCCUGGACUUCAUGCUAAAAAAUUAAAAUUUUUGUCUUCUUAUGCUUUUAGAACACUUAUAAAGAAAAGGUUUAUAUAGCCAGUUAAAUCCAAUAUAGUUGUUAUUGAAAAAAAUAAUGGUUGAUCACCCUCUAUGUUUCAUUGAUAAACACGAAGACAAAUUAUCAGCUGAAAUUUAUGCUGUAUUGCGAGAAAGGGAAUUACAGACUCCAAAGUAUACAGGGACAUCUACACAACUUUUUCUACGAAGAUAUUUAGUAGACUGGUUGGCAGUCAUUAGUGAAAAGUUACAAUUGACACAUGGAAUAUUACAUUUGUCGGUGACGUUGUUCGAUCUUAUUAUGGAUAAAUUUGAUUUCCCUAAGCAGAUGCAGCUAAAUUUGCUGGCGCUAUGCUCACUGUGGGUUGCAGCUAAAUUAGAUGAAAGAGAUGAUUUGAUUCCAAGAGUUGCAACCUUGAGAGGUUUUCUGGUCAAUUCUCAAUACUUUCACGAAGAUUUUGUGCAAAUGGAGCUAACGAUAAUGACCAGUUUAGACUGGAGACUGUUAAUUCCAACACCAGUUCAGUUUCUUGAUUUCUUUUUAAAAGAUGCAAUCAGUGAGCAAGACCUGCAUGUUGGAUACAAAAUCACUGCAGUUGACAGGGCGAAGACCUACAUCCGCAAAUAUGCGUUCUAUUUUUUGGGUGUUGUUAUACAAGGUAAUCUCAUCACACUUUUUAUGAAUAUCUGCCAUCGCAAGUCACUGCAGGAGUGCUGUGCGCAUCACGCACGUUUGAGAAUUACUCCGUAUUGGCCGCUCUCUAUGGUAGAAGUUACUGGUUAUACUGAGGAUGAUCUCGAGUCUUGUGUGAAUAAACUAAUGAAGUACCACGAGGCCGACCAAGGAAGAUGUCAACAAUCGUCAACUUAAGAAAUUUUAUUUGCUGGCAAAACAAAUUGAGUUAAUGAUAUAUAGUUUCCCAAAGUAGUUUGCAGCAACAGACGUUUUUAAUAAAAAUUGAUGAGUUUGGGUUGAAGUGGAAGUAUCCAGAAAAAUUCAAUGGUUGCGCUGUCUCAAAUAAAUCGUUUGUAAAAGUGAUGUAUACUUUUGCGAUCGGUACUUUUUAAAGUUUACGUGUGGCCAGUUUAAGUGACGAUCAAUGUGACCCUAGGAGCUUCCAGUUCGCAUCCCUAGCUGGCUCUUCGGGUGUUCCUUGGUAAAUAAUGAUAAUAAUAUAUUUUGUUGUAACUGUUCAUAUUUAUUGUUGUUGUUUUGUUUUCAUAGAAAUAUAUUUAUAUUUAAGAUCAA